ACCACAGGACUAGACAACGAUAGAUCUUGAAAUAGUGAAACCCUAUUCUAAACUGAUAAGACUGUCUGCAGAUAACCAAAUCCGAAGAAUGUCAUUUUACCACAUUUUUCGUGCGCGGCUUGUACAAGUUCAAUGGCUGUUAAUCUUAGUGAUUAGUGUCAACCUAACAGCAUUAAGUGUCGCAAGCCGAUGGACCAGUUUAAGUCGAACGUUUCAGAAUGAAUCUAGUCCGAUCAACUUGGAAGCAUUUCCGGGCGAGCUGUGCAUGAGAAGCUGUGAGGAUACCCUACCACGCGUGUGCUACUUCAAUUGGGUGCUCGAGCACUACCACUCGAUGGGACCUGCCUGCAAACGAUGCGCGACCGGAACUCGCAGCGACUGCUACCAUCACGCCUGUCUGACGGCGGACGGCAUCGAGCGAGGUGUUAUGUCCAUCAACCGCCAGAUACCGGGCCCAGCGAUACAGGUCUGCAAAGAUGAUCUGAUAGUGGUGGACAUGACAAACGCCAUGGGCGGAACGGCAACCACCAUGCACUGGCAUGGUCUCCAUCAGAGAGAGACCCCCCACAUGGACGGGGUUCCAUUCAUAACGCAAUGUCCCAUCGAGUUCAUGAGUACAUUCCGGUAUGCUUUCUGGGCUACGGAACCGGGAACGCAGUUCUAUCACUCUCACGCUGGUCAUCACAAAGUUAACGGCCACUACGGCGCUAUGAUCGUUCGGCAGCCGGAAGCUAGCGAUCCCAAUGCGGAUCUGUAUGAUUUCGAUUUACCGGAACAUUUGAUUUUAGCAUCCGACUGGAUGCACGUGGAUGGUGAAAUGUUCAUGCCGGGCCUUCCAUCCGGUGGAGGGAUUCUCCCGGUGAAUCUGUUGAUCAACGGCAGAGGGACGUUUACUAGAGAAAAUGGAACCAGGACAAACGUUCCCCGGGAGGUGUACCGAGUGCGCAAGGGAGGCCGUUAUCGGUUUCGAUUCAUCAAUGCCGCCAGUCACGUAUGCCCACUGGAGUUACAGAUCGGCAACCAUAUACUUGAGAUAAUUGCCAGCGAUUCAUAUAAUCUACAGCCGAUCAGUGUCAAUACACUCGUGACGACGUCUGGCGAGCGGUACGACUUUGUCGUGAAUGCAGAUCAACCGAGUGACGACUAUUGGAUUCGCGUACGAGCAAUCGGACCCUGCAAUGACAGACAACUUUACCAAUUCGCCACGCUCUCGUACCAGUCCCUAUCCGUUCCUGAAGAGGAUAUCGCCUUCCUCGACAAACAAACCCCGGACUUCCACGAUUCCUUGUUUUCAACCGCAGUGUAUGCAAAUCACCCAAAUACCACUUGUGGAGUUUCGAAACCGGAUGUCUGCGUCACAGACUUUGAGGCAUACGAAACCGACGAUGACAUCAUCAAUGGCACUCCCUAUGAGAGGUUCAUUCUUGGUUUCGAAAACUAUCCGAUGAAAUUUUCAACCGCUUUCGGCGUCAAUAGUCAUGAACAUUUCAUGAACAUUCAAGGCGACGUCGUCCUACAAGGAGCCAUCAAUAACAUCAGCUUCACAUAUCCACCUUUUACGCUCCUAACGCAAACGGAACUCAUCACCGACGAUUUAUUCUGCGACGAAGGCAUGUGGCCAGAUCGAUGUCAAUCCCGAGAUCACUGUACCUGCAUCCAUCGGUUGAAAAUCCCACUGAACGAACUAAUCGAACUGUACAUUCUCGAUCUGACACCGGAGGUCAACGACCUGAAUCACCCCUUCCACCUGCACGGCUAUCAGAUGUACGUGAUGGAAAUGGGUCAAAACCGCUCGACACCGAUCACGGUGGAACGUGCACAGGAGAUUGCCCGGGUUCAGUCGCUUAGACGAACACGGGUUACGACGAUGCCACCGAAAAAGGACACCGUGUCGGUUCCAAGCAAGGGCUACACCCGAGUUCGCUUCCGGGCCGAUAAUCCCGGAUUCUGGCUGAUGCACUGCCACUUCGAAUGGCAUACGGCCGUCGGAAUGGUGCUGGUUUUGCAGGUAGGCGAACCGGACAGUUUUGUCAAACCUCCACCGGGAUUUCCGACUUGCAACAAGUACACACCGGAUGUGGAUGGAUCGCUGUUCAACGUUUGAGUUGCAGCUGCAGAUCAGCUAGGCGUACUGUUGUUAUUUAUUGGUUUUAGGA
Molecule: messenger RNA, 2156 nt
Organism: Ochlerotatus camptorhynchus
Lineage: Eukaryota; Metazoa; Arthropoda; Insecta; Diptera; Culicidae
Exons: 5
Coding region: 89-2104 (671 amino acids)
Molecular function (GO): copper ion binding; oxidoreductase activity
Source: RefSeq, a predicted model, not a curated record